Molecule: messenger RNA, 2256 nt
Organism: Spodoptera litura
Lineage: Eukaryota; Metazoa; Arthropoda; Insecta; Lepidoptera; Noctuidae
Product: multicopper oxidase 3
Biological process (GO): iron ion transport
Cellular component (GO): plasma membrane
Molecular function (GO): copper ion binding; oxidoreductase activity
Source: RefSeq, a predicted model, not a curated record
GUCUAUCGCAGCGUUCGCGCGUAGUGCGCCCAGUAGUGUAGUGCGCGAACUAGUUGCCAAUACAAUUUUCAGUGACAAUGAAAGUGUUUGUUUGUUGCCUUUUUAUAAUUGCCAAUAUCAGCAAUAAUGGAAAAGCCUCCCUUGAGAGUUUUGCGCCCUCUGGGACUAAUAUACUCUUUGAAGAUACUACGAAAAAUUUAGAUAAAGUAUCUUGCUACCGACCUUGCAAAUUUAACGUGAAGCCAAAACGGUGCCACUAUAAUUUCAAAGUGGAGCCAACAAUCCAGGAAGAUGGAAGACCAGCUAUCACCAUCAAUGGAAUGACUCCAGGACCUCCCAUCCAAGCCUGUGUCAAUGACAUCAUAGUGGUGGAAGUGCAGAACAAUAUUCUGGAUCAAGAUAUAAGUAUCCAUUGGCAUGGCAUUGAGCAGAAGGGAACUCCUUACAUGGAUGGUGUUCCUAUGGUGACCCAAUGUCCUAUAGGAUAUGGACAAACCUUCAAAUACGCUUUUGUCGCAACUUCACCUGGGACUUUCUUCUACCAUGCCGAUUCAGUGUCACAUCAGAGUGAUGGUGUAUAUGGCCCACUAAUAAUAAAUCAACCGCAACCGCUGGAACAUCACUCAUCUCUGUAUGAUUACGACAGGAGCGCUGAGAACACAUUAACAAUAGGAGCUAAAUUCCCAGAGCUGUUGACUGCUAAGCUAGAAGACGUUAGCAAAUUGAAACCAGAUGCCCUUAUUAUAAAUGGCGACGGAGAUGUCUCAAAGAUAGUCGUUAUGGCUGGGUUCGCAUACCGAUUAAGAUUCAUAAAUGCAAUUGCAACUGAGUGUCCCGUGAUAGUGACUAUAGAGAAACACGAAAUGGUGGUGAUUGCAACCGAUGGGAAACCGACCAAACCAGUUCUAGCUAGAAACGUGGAGCUACAUCCAGGUGAGCGUAUGGAUGCUGUAGUGCGUGCAUCAGAAGAAGGUGGAGGUUACUGGGUGAGGGUGCAUGGUACAGGUGCAUGCACUGGUCUCGGCGCUAACGCGAUGCUCAUCUAUUCUGGAUUUAACUACACUGCGAUGUUAGCGGAAAACCAGAACGAGUACAAGCAAGAGUCAUUCGCAUCAGACUUGGUGGUAAGCGGUCAAAUGCUGGAAUCUCUACAAGACCAGAGCCAUGCGUCGGAGGUGAAGUCAGUGUACCUUGGUAUCGACAGAAAUACAGUUCAAGUGAAAGAAGCUGAUCUUGACUUUAGAUACAUCAGUGAUGCUAUUCCUAAGAAGCCGUUCUUUCCUGCUGCUUUUGCUCUUCACGAAAAUGGCGUCGUCCAAAUAAACAAAAAGAGUUUCUUGUACCCUAACGUGCCGAUACUAUUACGCCCUCGGGACGUAAGACAGGACAUGUACUGCAAAGUAGGGGAGGAGGAGACGCAGGUGGAAGCUCAGUGCAUACAAGUGCUAGACGCUAUUGAAGGGGAAGUGUUGGAGAUUGCCCUAGUUAAUGAAGGCUUCGGCAGCAAUGACUCAUACACAUUCCACAUGCAUGGCUACAACAUGCAGGUGAUCUCCACAUGGCAGAAUCCCAAAGACAAACCGAUCUCCAAGGAAGACUUCCAGAAGUUGAGUAAAGAUGGUAAAAUAUCAAGAAAUCUCCAAAACCCACCAGUGAAAGACACGAUCACAGUGCCGAACAAAGGCUACACGAUAGUCAGAAUCAAGAUAGAUCGUGGUGGAACUUGGCUGCUGGAGUGUAGGUCAUGUGCACUCUCCUCAGUUCCCGCUGCCAUCAUGAUCAGGGUUCCAGAAACAAUACCAAAGGCUGUGGUAGACUCUUUACCUAAGUGCGGCAACUACAGACCACCGGACGUGUUACUGAACUAAAUAAUUUCUAAUAGACUGACAGUGUGCUUUGGUCUUGUGAUUUUAGUGUGUAGUAUUUAUAAGUAUGUUUGUAACUUAGGCUAAGUACUUAAUGGUGCUUCUAUGAAUAAUACUCAGUCAUAUUUUGACAGUGAAGAAAUACAUAGGUAAGAUGAGAAAAGUUUAGAAACGAAGUUUAAACUGAUUUUCAUUAUAGACAUAGUAUAAUAUCCUCUAAUAAAGAAGGCUAUGGUUACCUGGAGAACUUAAUUUAUUAAGUAUAAAAUAUUGAUAUAUUUUCAGUUCUUAAUAAAGAAAAUAUAAAAAGACUAUUCAAGACAAUUAAAUAUUCAUGCAGGCGGUCAAGUUGUCGGCAGUCAUAAACCAAACGAUACGAUAGAAAUAAAAA